Molecule: messenger RNA, 1011 nt
Organism: Populus euphratica (Euphrates poplar)
Lineage: Eukaryota; Viridiplantae; Streptophyta; Magnoliopsida; Malpighiales; Salicaceae
Product: F-box only protein 11
Exons: 1
Coding region: 119-700 (193 amino acids)
Source: RefSeq, a predicted model, not a curated record
AUAUAUAAACCUAUAUUAUCAACAAUCUCUGAGGAACCCGGGAAGAGAGAAUUGUGUCAUUUUUGUUUCUGUGCUUGCUUUCUUCGCUCUCAGUUUGGUUAGUUAAUUUUCAGCUGAGAUGGCAGUAGAAAUAGACGAUUCUUUCAAAAAGCCUGGAGCUGUCCCAUUUAAAUGGGAGAUCCGACCUGGUGUCCCUAAGAUCCAACGACAGCAGAAACAGCAAAAGAAAGAACUAUCACCCCCAACAUUGCCAUCACCAUCACCACCUUUCAAUCACAGGCGUCCAUCACCGACCCCUCAAGUACAAAAGCAAAAGCUUAAGCCUCCACCAGCUAGAUCCGUUUUUCUCCCUCCACCAGAGCCCCGUGCCCACUCAUUUCGAUCUGCUCCACGUAGCCGCUCUGGGGGUUGGCGGUUCGAGCAACCCACUCAUGUCCGAUCUGAAUGUGUUUCACCUGGGUGCUUCCCAUCACCUCUAUUAAGGAGAAAAGACAGCAAGAGGAGGACCAGCGCCGGCAUAGCUAAACCUGCAUCCGAACCUGAUUAUACCUCCGACCUUGACACGCUGUCUCGGUGGUCCAUUUCAAGUAGGAAGUCGCUGUCGUCAUUUCGUGAUUCACCAGCGUCCUCAUUUUCAUCGUAUCAGUCAUCACCUCGACCUGUGAGUGAUGCUCAGUGGGCUGGGUUUGGACUUUUUUGAAGGAACAUAUACAUGUUGUUUCUUCGGAAAGUUUACCAAGUCGAUAAGUUUUGAUUGCUUUACAGUUAUGUACCAGUACUAUGCCACAUGUGUUGUCACUUUGUUGGAUCUACAGCCCAAGAUGACCUGUGGAUAUUUAUUGUUCUCCUCCCAUGGAGUUUCGGAGUUUUGUUUUCCAAGAGGACUAUCGAGUUGCACGUAGAAAUCAAAGCUCGUUCCAAAAUCUCAGUCAAUGUCGUUAUGUAAACGCCAAUGUCUUGUUUUUCUAUAGAUAAUAAGGCAAUUCACUGAAGAACAAAGGUUUUUAUCAA